GAAGAGUGAGUGGACAUAUCAAACAGAGAGAGACCGAGUGAGUGGGAGAGAGAGAAGAAGAGAGAGAGUGGCUAAAGGGGAGAGGAGGGGUGUGUAGAGGAAGAAAACGGGAAUAUCCUGACUUGGCAAUCCUUCCGCAUUGUGCGUCUCUCUCUCUCCACUAAUGAUCUGUUUCUCUGGACCUGCUGAGAUGAUUCAUCCCCUCUCGGCUGCUGCUUGAACACCACAGACAGACAGACAGCAUGUCACUCCUGCCACCGCAGUGCCUGCUUGAUCUGUCCCAGCCACUAGAGCCGCAUCCUGCCCGUAGCGUUUACACAGCAGCUGUCCUCAGUUGAGUGAGCGUCUAUUGAUUCCACCCAGCGAAAUGCACUGAACUCAACUGGAUCAUGUCUUCUGGGCUACUUUUGUUGUGCAUCUAAGCUGAGCUGAAUCUGAUGCUUCUAUUUCAGGACUUGUUUUGUGAAUACAUUUCCCAUGAGAGAGUGAACCUGUGAAGAAAUCUUUCUCCCUGUCACGCAAGUCUUAUCGGUUUAUUUACCAGACGUUAAAAAGGUAAACCCCGCACGGCUCUGAAAAGCAUCCUCCUUCUUCAUCUCCCACCCAACCCCCACCAUGGCGAUCUGAUAAUGGACAACACACUUUACAGUACCCGCCACAGCCAGCUGCUGUGUGCUUUGAGUUGAGUCCAGAGAUCCUUCUGUCUAAGAGAGAGAGAGGGAGGAUGGCGGAGAGUGUGGAGGCGGAGGACUCCUCCGCCGGGCUGGUUGUCCCUCUCGGAUCAGCGUCCUGCACCGAUCCUAGACGAGCCUCCGAGGAGGCGCCGGAGGGGGCUGCGGCAGGUGGAGAGUGCGGGGAAGAGGGCACAGAGGGAGGCGGGGACAAUUGCGAUGGCGGUCGAGCCGGGCCCCUGGGAUUAUUGGGCUUGGCAGGGACCUGCUGUGUGUGCAUAGAGAUGGAACAGGUGCGCAGUUGCCUGCGCUCGGAGAAGAUCUGCAUCCUCCCCAUCCUGGCCUGCCUGCUCAGCCUGGCCCUCUGCACCGCCGGACUCAAGUGGGUCUUUGUGGACAAAAUCUUUGAGUAUGAGCCGCCCACCCACCUGGACCCUGAUCGCAUGGAACAAAACCCCUUCAUCAUCAUUUCUGACCCCACACGGGAUCUGCCAGUGUCAUUUCCCUACCCCUCCCCUGUCCCCAUGCCGACGACCACCACCACAGGACAACCUGAGGUCAUAGUAGAGGGGAAACCCACCGGAGGACCCUUUAUACCCCAGUCCCCCAGAGUGACUCAGUACAGCCCUACUUCUGCAUUGAUGUACCCCACAGACCCGCCCACGCAACCUGGACCCCCUAACACCCCAAAACCAGUGAAAAAGGGAACACCAACCCCCCACACCCAAACUACUGUGGAAUCUAAUGACGUUGUUCUCCCUAAAUUCUCUGCCACCAGCACCACCGCUGUGGUGAAGAACUCCAGCCACAUGACGCGCUGUAGUGACAGCCAGAAAAACUACUGCGUAAACGGAGGGGAGUGCUUCACCCUGGACAUCACCCCUGGCAGGUCCAAGUUCCUCUGCAGGUGUCCAAAUGAAUUUACUGGUGAUCGCUGUCAAAACUACGUAAUGGCCAGCUUCUACAAAGCGGAGGAGCUGUAUCAGAAACGUGUAUUAACAAUAACAGGAAUCUGCAUUGCACUCCUAGUGGUUGGAAUCAUGUGUGUGGUUGCCUACUGCAAAACAAAAAAGCAGAGGAAAAAGCUCCAUGAUCUUCUGAGGCAGAGCCUACGAAAUGAGAGAAACACCAUGGCAAGUAUGGCUAAUGGACCUCCGAUUUAUAACCCUUCACUUGAAAACGUCCAGUUUGUCAAUCAUCUACUCGUGAAGGAAACGGAAAUGUCUUUCUCCACGAGCCAGUACACAUCAUCAGUGCAUCAAUCGACAACGGUCACCCACACCUCCAGUCAAAGCUGGAGCAACUGCCGCAGCGAGAGUGCCUUCUCUCACAGCUGCUCUGUCUUGGUGAUGUCAUCAAUGGAGAACAGCCGGCACGCCACGCCCAUCCACCGGGGUCGUUUGGACGCCACGGGCGGCGCCAGAGACCUGAGUGUCUACCUAAAGAACACCCGAGACACGCCAGACUCCUCCAGGGACUCGCCGUUCAGAGACAGGUAUGCAUCAGCAAUGACGACCCCAACACGCCUGUCUCCUGUGGAGUUGCUCUCUCCCGUGACCCCGCCCUCCCCUCCUUCUGAGAUCUCGGCCCCACAGUCCAGCCUGGCCACCUCAGUCCCCUCGGUGGCAGUCAGCCCCACUGGCGAAGAGGAGGACCCCCUGCUGUUCACCACCACGCUGUGGCCCCGUGACAAGCCACCGCGCCCCGACCACCACCACAGCCAGUCCAAAAGGAACUGUGCCCACUACAACUAUGGCCAUAAGGCCCACAGCCCCCCGCCCAGCCCGCUGAGGAUUGUCGAGAACGACAGCUACGAGACAACGCAGGAGUGCGAGGCGAUCGCCGCCACGGUUGUGGUACCAACCGUUCCCCCGCAAAGCCUCCCUAAAAAACUCACAAAAAACAACAAUGGCCGCUGUGCCAAUAGCACAAAGCCCAAUGGCCACACGGCGGGCCACAAAACGGAGUCCAACGACCGAGUCAGCAGUACGGCGAGGAGCAGCUCGGAGAGCGACACGGAGGAGGACUAUCGCGUGGGAGAGGACACGCCCUUCCUGAGUUUACAGGAUUACAUGGCUGUAGGUGUGGAGCCACUCACAGACAGCUGCAGAACUUACCCAGCACGCCGACUCCCCCCACAGGAUGACCUGCAAGCCAGGUUAUCCAGCAUCAUCGCCAACCAAGAUCCAAUUGCUGUAUAAUGUCAAAAAAGUAAAUAUCGCUUAGAAAAAUACUUCAAAUACUUCAAAAAUAAAUAAUAGUCACUACUAAACUUUUAUUUUCUAUAAAUUAAAUAUUUGCACAAAAAAAGAAAGAAAGACAACAUUUAUUUUAGUGAAGUAGUGAAUAAAGUAUUUUAUAAAUAGAUAGAAACGUGUACAAAUAUGCUCAUGUCAUGAAAGAAAGUGCCAUAUACACUACUAUAUACCAAUGGUUCAGAGUAUUUCAAUGGAGAAAAAUAUUAAUGGUGCCUUUAAUUUCCAUUUGAUGUGCUUAAGGGAACUGCAUCAUGACUCUGGUCCAUAUAUUCAUAAUUUUCUUCUCGCUGUUGGCAUUUCAACCUGACCCUUAAAACAAAAUAAUCCACCAGCACUAUGCAUUACCUGUAUGAACUACUCACUGUAAGCUCAAUACAAUGUUAUUCUACUGAAUCUGCGGUGUUGCUUAUGUGUUCAAGUGUCAUUUCUCCCCAUUUACAUGAAUGCAGUCAUAGUCUACUUACCGAGGUGCAUACAACAAAGUAUUUAGUGUUCACCUAACACAGCACCAAAAUAUUAUACACUAUUUCAAGAUUUCCACACUCACUUUUGGUUGACUCAAAUGGUAAAAUAAAAUUUGAUUCGUAUUUUUUUAUGCUUUUCUUGGCCUGUUGGCCAAUAACACAUUAAUUACCAAGUCAAUCACCUGGGAAGAAUAUUGAAUGUGUAAUCUGAUUAACAUGAUUACAUAUUUGUAUGAACAUAACAAGAUUCAACAACUGAGACAUAAACUGAACAAGUUCCACAGACAUGUGACGAACAGAAAUGGAAUAAUGUGUCCCUGAACAAAGAGGGGUCAAAAUCAAAAGUAACAGUCAGUAUCUGGUGUGGCCACCAGCUGCAUUAAGUACUGCAGUGCAUCUUCUCAUGGACUGCACCAGAUUUGCCCGUUCUUGCUGUGAAAUGUUACCCCACUCUUCCACCAAGGCACCUGCAAGUUCCCGGACAUUUCUGGGGGGAAUACCCUAGCCCUCACCCUCCGAUCCAACAGGUCCCAAACGUGCUCAAUGGGAUUGAGGAGGGACAUGUCAGGGUGAGCCUGCAGGAAGGGUACCACAUGAGGGAGGAGGAUGUCUUCCCUGUAAUGCACAGCGUUGAUAUUGCCUGCAAUGACAACAAGCUCAGUCCGAUGAUGCUGUGACACACCGCCCCAGACCAUGUCGGAUCCUGCCCCUCCAAAUCGAUCACGCUCCAAUGUACAGGCUUCCUUUGACGAUAAACGCAAAUCUGACCAUCACCCCUGGUGAGACAAAACUGCUACUCGUCAAUAAAGAGCACUUUUUGCCAGUCCGGUCUGGUCCAGCGACGGUGGGUUUGUGCCCAUAGGCGACGUUGUUGCCGGUGAUGUCUGGUGAGGACCUGCCUUACAACAGGCCUGCAAGCUCUCAGUCCAGCCUCUCUCAGCCGAUUGUGGACAGUCUGAGCACUGAUGGAGAGAUUGUGCAUUCCUGGUGUAACUUGGGCAGUUGUUGUUGCCAUCCUGUACUUGUCCCGCAGGUGUGAUGUUCGAAUGUACCGACCCUGUGCAGGUGUUGUUACACAUGGUGUGGUAGCAGAAUCAGAAUUAGUUAGGUAACAUUGAUAAAUAACAUGUUUUAUUUAUAUAAUAAUGCUUAUGUGAGAUAUUUGUCAUUAGAAUGUCUUCUUUUUGAUAAUACUGUUGGCAGUUUGCAGUCAUCCCUUCUCUGCUAGGGCUUAGUCACUAGGGGCCCAGAGAGGGGAGAGGUCAGGCUUGUCUUCUUAUGGGAAUGUGUCUGUAACUAUUACACGUCCCCUCUGAGGUUGCCCUUAUCUUGAUUUAGUAUAUGACCUCUUGUCCAGGAGGGAGUGUGUUUGAUAUGGGAGUAUCUACAAUUGACAAUUGAUAUAUGCCAUUGGAUGAGGUAAUGUUUUGGUACUAAGUGGUACCAAGAAUGAGCUAAGAACUUAGUCUAAGAGGGCAAACUGAAUGAUAAUUUAUAGCCAAUGCUGUCUGGCUAUGGGAUACUCCUCUCUAAAGUAAAAUCUUGCUUUGUGUAAUGUUCCUAAGAUAUGUUAUUUGUCAUGUGAGUUUAGAUGGGUGUGUCUUUGCUAUAAAGGAUCUCAGUUGCCAUCCUGUCAUCCUGUCUCCCUGUAGCGUUGUCUUAGGCGUCUCACAGUACGAACAUUGCAAUUUAUUGCCCUGGCCACAUCUGCAGUCGUCAUGCCUCCUUGUAGCAUACCUAAGGCAUGUUCACACAGAUGAGCAGGGACCCUGGGCAUCUUUCUUUUUAUGUUUUUCAGAGUCAGUAGAAAGGUCUCUUUAUAGUGUCAGCUGUAAGCUGUUAGUGUCUUAACGACCGUUCCACAGGUGCAUGUUCAUUAAUUGUUUAUGGUUCAUUGAACAAGCAUGGGAAACAGUGUUUAAACCCUUUACAAUGAAGAUCUGUGAAGUUAUUUGGAUUUUUACGAAUUAUCUUUGAAAGACAGGGUCCUGAAAAAGGGACAUUUAUUUUUUUGCUGAGUUUAGAAGAAUUAAUCAAAUAAAAUAAAAAUAAUUGUGUAAAUUGUGUAACGGUUAGUAUCUUGGGACAUUUACUGAAUGCACUAUGUACAUCCUUGCCAUUAUUCUGUGUAUUGCGUUCUAUAUAAUAGAUGUAUUUAGUAAUCUCUGGUUAAGCAAUACUCUGUACGAUUCUUGCUCUCACUAUAGCCACAUCUCAUGACUUGCAAGUCCAAAUUGUAGAGAUAUGUACUGAAUGAAUGAUUGAAUAUAUGACUCAGUCUUUCAACAACACAUCUGUGGGUAGUGCAUUCUGGGGAUCAAUGAUAAAGCACCAAUAAGGUACAUAGCGAAAGCUUUUUCAUUUGUUUCAAUUGUGUUUUAGUAUGCUAGUCAAUUUCUGCAUUUUUGUCCUCCUAAACUUUUUGGACAAUGUAAACAUUUUGGAUGUUACAUUAUCCUAUCUGUUAUUUUGUGUGAAUACAGUAUAUAUUUGUUUUCA
Molecule: messenger RNA, 5892 nt
Organism: Oncorhynchus nerka (sockeye salmon)
Lineage: Eukaryota; Metazoa; Chordata; Actinopteri; Salmoniformes; Salmonidae
Product: pro-neuregulin-1, membrane-bound isoform-like
Exons: 8
Coding region: 725-2872 (715 amino acids)
Biological process (GO): nervous system development; cell differentiation; intracellular signal transduction
Molecular function (GO): protein tyrosine kinase activator activity; chemorepellent activity
Source: RefSeq, a predicted model, not a curated record